AUGUCAACUGUCAAGGAGCAGCUAAUGGAGAAGCUAAUUGAGGAUGAUAAAAAUUCCCAGUGUAAAAUUACUAUUGUUGGAACUGGUGCCGUAGGCAUGGCUUGUGCUAUUAGCAUCUUACUGAAGGGUCUUUAUGGAAUAAAGGAUGAUGUCUUCCUUAGUGUUCCUUGCAUUUUGGGACAGAAUGGAAUCUCAGACCUUGUGAAGGUGACUCUGACUUCUGAGGAAGAGGCCCGUUUGAAGAAGAGUGCAGAUACACUUUGGGGGAUCCAAAAGGAGCUGCAAUUUUAAAGUCUUCUGAUGUCAUAUCAUUUCACUGUCUAGGCUACAACAGGAUUCUAGUUGGAGGUUGUGCAUGUUGUCCUUUUAUCUGUCUGUGAUUAAAGCAGUAAUAUUUUAAGAUGGACUGGGAAAAACAUCAGCUCCUGAAGUUAGAAAUAGGAAUGGUUUGUAAAAUCCACAGCUAUAUCGUGAUGCUGGAUGGUGUUAAUCGUGUGUAGUCCUAAACUGGUUAGUGUGAAAUAGUUCUGCCACCUCUGACACACCACUGCCAAUGCUGUACGUGCUGCAUUUGCCCCUUGAGCCAGGUGGAUGUUUACCGUGUGUUAUAUAACUUCCUGGCUCCUUCACUGAACAUGCCUAGUCCAACAUUUUUCCCAAUCAGUCACAUCCUGGGAUCCAGUGUGUAAAUCCAAUAUCAUAUGUCUUGUGCAUAAUUCUUCCAAAGGAUCUUAUUUUGUGAACUAUAUCAGUAGUGUACAUUACCAUAUAACGUAAAAAGAUCUACAUAUAAACAAUGCAACCAACUAUCCAAGUGUUAUACCAACUAAAACCCCCAAUAAACCUUGAACAGUGACUA
Messenger RNA from Nomascus leucogenys (northern white-cheeked gibbon), 859 nucleotides. RefSeq names its product L-lactate dehydrogenase A chain-like. NCBI's taxonomy places the organism in Eukaryota, Metazoa, Chordata, Mammalia, Primates, Hylobatidae. Bases 1 to 291 code for a protein of 96 amino acids. The record is from RefSeq and is a predicted model, not a curated record. The transcript has 2 exons. Gene Ontology annotation, molecular function: oxidoreductase activity, acting on the CH-OH group of donors, NAD or NADP as acceptor.